Molecule: messenger RNA, 1443 nt
Organism: Parastagonospora nodorum SN15
Lineage: Eukaryota; Fungi; Ascomycota; Dothideomycetes; Pleosporales; Phaeosphaeriaceae
Exons: 2
Coding region: 1-1443 (480 amino acids)
Biological process (GO): regulation of transcription by RNA polymerase II
Cellular component (GO): NuA4 histone acetyltransferase complex; SWI/SNF complex
Molecular function (GO): chromatin binding
Source: RefSeq, a predicted model, not a curated record
AUGAACAUUCCCAACUCGUCGACGGCACCAGCUGCAGGCGAGUACGCCGGAGGUAUUCACACCACCACGAAGCUUCACACCACUCUAGAUGAGGUCUCCGCGAUCGUGCUCGACCCCGGCUACUGGGCCACACGCGCCGGCUUCGCUGGCGAGGAUGUGCCCAAAUCCGUCUGCCCUUCCUUCUACGGCCAGCGCGACACCGAUGCAGGCCCGCAGUACGCAUUUGGCGAGAACGCGAUACACAACCCCGGCGACAACCUCAACAUCAAGAACUACUGGGGCUCAGACGGCAUAGUGGAGGACUGGGACACGGCCGCGAAGCUCUGGGAAUAUGCCAUCACCAACAGGCUCACGGGCGCAAAAGCAACGGACCCCUCAAAGAACGGGCUCAACGACGGCACCGACCCCAAUGGCGAGCAAAUGGACGUGGAAAUGGACAAUCUGGACAACCAAGAGAAGCCCCUCGACGAGAGCCCGCUGCUCGUAACAGAACCAGGCUGGAACAGCGCAAAAGCACGGGAAAAGUACAUUGAGAUCGCAAUGGAAGACUGGGGCGCGCCCGCCUUCUUCCUGCAAAAGACCGGCGUCCUCGCUGCCUUUGCAUCAGGAAAGGCCUCGGGCAUCAUCAUCGACGUGGGCGCCUCUCACACCUCCGUCACCCCCGUCCUCGACGGUAUGGUCCUGCGCAAAGGCGUGCAAAAAUCUCCCCUCGCAGGCAACUUCGUCUCCUCGCAGAUCCGCCACAUGUUCAAGCAAUCGACGCCCGAAGUCCCACUGACUCCACACUACAUGGUCAAAUCCAAGUCCCCCGUCGACGCCGGCGCCCCCGCCCAAGCAACGUACAAAACCUAUCAGACCCCACCCACGGACUCCUUCCGCCUCAAUGAAGAAGAGCGCGUCCUCACGGAAUUCAAGGAGAGUGUUGUCGAGGUCUGGCCCGGCCCGGGUCGCUUCAGCAACGGCUCGAACGAGGAGAUUGCACGCAAUGCCCCUGGUAGGCCGUUCGAGAUGCCAGAUGGCUGGAACCAGGUCUUUUCGUCGGAGCGCUUCCGCGCGGCCGAGGGCCUGUUCGAUGCUUCUGCGGCAUACACGUCUGAGACCUCACCCAAACCCAAGGACGAACACACCAUCCCGCGCCUCGUCCAGGCCGCCGUGCAACAAGUCGACGCCGAUCAGCGGCCGUUGCUGCUUGCGAACAUUGUGGUCACGGGCGGAAGCACGCUGAUGUACAAGUUCAACGAUAGGCUGAAUUACGAAAUCAAUAGCAUCUACCCAAGCACGAGGAAUAAGCUGAUCGCCCCGGGAAGCGUCGUGGAGCGCAAGUAUGCGGCGUGGAUUGGUGGCAGCAUCCUGGCGAGCUUGGGCAGCUUCCAUCAGCUGUGGAUUUCGAGGAAGGAGUAUGAGGAACAUGGCGCUGGUAUCGUGGAGAAGAGAUGUCGGUAG